Rhagoletis zephyria (snowberry fruit fly) is the source of this 694-nucleotide messenger RNA. The record is from RefSeq and is a predicted model, not a curated record. Lineage: Eukaryota; Metazoa; Arthropoda; Insecta; Diptera; Tephritidae.
CCUAACACGUAACACAUCACCCACCACAAUGACCAAGGGAAAGCCCAAGAGCGCCAAGAGCAACAAAUCGGAGAAGAAGGACAAGAAGAAGAAGAAGAGCGCCUCAAACAAGGACAACAAGUCACUGAAGAAGAAGAGCACUGACGGCGGCGGCGGAGGAGGCAAAGCAGCUGGGCCAGCUGGCGAUCACGAUGCGGCCAUCGCCACUAACCGAUCUGCCCUCGAACUGAUCGUCAGCAUGGUCGAGGCAAUUGACCCGGCCAACAUUGACGGGAAGGCUAAAGCAAAGCUGCUGGAGGUGUACAAGCUGACGGAGGGCGUUCAGGGGAGUUCGGCCUUUAAGAAGGGAGGCAAGAAGGGAGGAUCACCGCCACCACCAGCGGCUGGGCCGGUUCCGUCGGCGGCUCCUGCCAAGUCACCAUCGCCACCAAAAGAUGGCCAGGGAAAGGGUGGUGAAGGAAAAGGUGGUGAUGGCAAGGAUGAUGGUAAGGGUAAUGGUAAGGGUGAUGGCAAGGACGGACCACCUCCAUCUACAAAAUCUCCUCCACCUGAAACUGGAAAGGGCUCACCGCCACCGGAAAAGGCAAAAGACGCUCCUAAAUCUCCCAAAUCUAGCGGUGGUGGUGAGCCAGGAGGGGGAGGCGGCAAGGAGCCCGUCAAAUCGGGUGAAGGAAAGUCGCCCCCUCCAAAGUAG